Molecule: messenger RNA, 266 nt
Organism: Gongylonema pulchrum
Lineage: Eukaryota; Metazoa; Nematoda; Chromadorea; Rhabditida; Gongylonematidae
Source: the annotation of a GenBank genome assembly
AUGAGUUCAUGUACAUUCAAUGAAUGGCGUGAAAUGCACCAUCGUACUCGACCACUGCUAAUCAUUUCCACUGUAAUUGUACUCACGCUACUAGUUAUCUUUAUUAUUACGGGUAAUCUGAUGGUUAUUUUUGCUGUUCUCACGAGAAGGCGCCUACGCACGGCCACUGGAAUGCUUAUUUUAUCGCUUGCCGUUGCCGAUUUGUUGGUAUGCCUUUUGUCUCACACAGACGAUUUUUCCUCAAAUUUUGCCCUCAGCAAAUAAUU